Molecule: messenger RNA, 4500 nt
Organism: Fukomys damarensis (Damara mole-rat)
Lineage: Eukaryota; Metazoa; Chordata; Mammalia; Rodentia; Bathyergidae
Gene: Lin54
Product: lin-54 DREAM MuvB core complex component
Exons: 13
Coding region: 194-2467 (757 amino acids)
Biological process (GO): regulation of DNA-templated transcription
Cellular component (GO): nucleus
Source: RefSeq, a predicted model, not a curated record
AGUUCUCCGGAGAGGACGCCGCGGCCGACGGGGCGUGGGGACGGCGGGUCCCCCCAACCCCGAGACUGCAGCGGCGGCACCUUCACUGCCACCGCGCCCUUCCUGACGACUCAGCGGAGCGGCCCUGUACCCAGCCUGAGUUCAAUGCCUCUGUUCCCGCAGCACCUGAUCACCUUCCUGCAGGAACACGGCCAUGGAGGUGGUGCCAGCCGAGGUGAAUAGCUUGCUUCCAGAGGAGAUAAUGGACACUGGGAUAACAUUAGUGGAUGAGGAUAGUAUUGAGGCUGUUAUUGUUUCAUCCCCAAUUCCCAUGGAGACAGAACUGGAAGAAAUUGUCAACAUAAACUCUACUGGUGACUCUGCAGCCACGCCCAUUUCCAUGGAGCCCAUCACAGUGUACAGUAACCACACUAACCAAGUUGCAGUGAACACCACAGUUCCUAAAGCAGAUUCUAAUACAGUGAAACCAACUUUUCCAAGUGGCCUUCAAAAACUUGGUGCUCAGACUCCUGUGACUAUAUCAGCCAAUCAGAUCAUUUUAAACAAAGUAUCACAGACAUCUGAUCUUAAACUUGGCAAUCAGACCCUUAAGCCAGAUGGACAGAAGUUAAUUUUAACAACUUUGGGCAAGUCUGGUUCACCAAUUGUUUUAGCACUACCCCAUAGCCAACUACCCCAGGCUCAGAAAGUUACAACUCAGGCUCAGUCAGGAGAUGCUAAAUUGCCACCGCAGCAGAUUAAAGUAGUUACCAUUGGAGGGAGGCCAGAGCCGAAACCGGUCAUUGGUGUCUCAGCACUGACCCCAGGAAGCCAGCUGAUUAAUCCUACAACCCAGCCCUCUGUGGUUCAGACCCAACAGUUAAAAACAGUACAGAUUGCUAAGAAGCCUCGAACACCAACCUCUGGCCCAGUAAUCACGAAGCUGAUCUUUGCAAAACCCAUUAAUAGUAAAGCAGUUACAGGACAGACAACUCAAGUAUCACCACCAGUCAUUGCAGGUAGAGUUCUUUCACAAUCUACUCCUGGAACACCAUCAAAGACCAUAACAAUAUCUGAAAGUGGUAUUAUUGGAUCAGCUUUAAAUUCUACAUCCCAGACACCAAAUAAAAUUGCCAUCUCACCUUUGAAAUCUCCAAAUAAGGCAGUAAAAUCAGCGGUGCAGACCAUCACUGUUGGAGGUGUGAGCACGUCUCAGUUCAAGACAAUUAUUCCUCUGGCCACUUCGCCCAAUGUCCAACAGAUCCAAGUGCCUGGCAGCAAGUUCCAUUAUGUCCGACUUGUCACUGCCACCACCGCCAGCAGCUCCACACCGCCCACCAGUCAGAACCCCAGCACCAACACUCCGCCUCUGCAGCAAGGUGAAUACACACUUUUCAAAAAUAGUGCAAAGCCAGUGGUUGUUAAUGCAACCCCAGUGCGGAUGUCAGUCCCUUUUGUCCCAGCUCAGACUGUCAAACAAGUUGUUCCAAAACCAAUCAAUGCAACUUCACAGAUUAUAACCAAUAGUCAGCCCCAGCAGCGGCUCAUCAUGCCUGCUACACCACUGCCCCAGAUCCAGCCCAACCUCACCAACCUGCCUCCAGGAACUGUCCUGGCCCCGGCCCCAGGGACAGGGAACGUGGGCUAUGCAGUGCUUCCGGCUCAGUAUGUCACUCAGCUACAGCAGUCUUCGUACGUGUCCAUAGCAAGCAACUCUAACUUCACUGGGACACCUGGGAUCCAGACCCAGGCAAGGCUUCCAUUUAAUGGGAUAAUCCCAUCAGAGUCUGCCAGUCGGCCCAGAAAGCCCUGUAAUUGUACAAAAUCUCUGUGUUUGAAAUUAUAUUGUGAUUGCUUUGCAAAUGGUGAAUUUUGCAACAACUGCAAUUGUACUAAUUGUUAUAACAAUUUGGAACAUGAAAAUGAAAGGCAAAAAGCAAUAAAGGCUUGCCUGGACAGAAAUCCAGAAGCCUUCAAGCCGAAGAUAGGGAAAGGCAAGGAGGGAGAGUCGGAUCGGCGGCACAGCAAGGGUUGCAACUGUAAGCGCUCGGGGUGUCUGAAGAACUACUGCGAGUGCUAUGAGGCAAAAAUAAUGUGUUCCUCCAUAUGCAAGUGUAUUGGCUGCAAGAAUUUUGAAGAAAGCCCAGAAAGAAAGACACUGAUGCACUUGGCAGAUGCGGCUGAAGUCAGGGUGCAGCAGCAGACAGCGGCUAAGACCAAGCUGUCCUCUCAGAUUUCCGACCUGCUCACUCGGCCAGCGCCAGCUUUGAAUAGUGGAGGAGGAAAGUUGCCAUUCACCUUUGUCACCAAGGAAGUAGCUGAAGCCACGUGUAACUGCCUGCUUGCCCAGGCGGAGCAAGCGGACAAGAAGGGGAAGUCAAAGGCAGCCGCUGAGCGAAUGAUACUGGAGGAAUUUGGACGCUGCCUGAUGAGUGUCAUCAACUCUGCAGGAAAAGCAAAAAGUGACCCUUGCGCCAUGAACUGCUGACUCAUGCAUAAAAGAUGGAGAAAUGGAACUGUACAGAAAAUGUAGGAUUCAAGGACACUUGAUUUUCUGGAUAAGUUAAUGAUUACUGUAUUUCAACUCAGUCCUUGUUUUAAGAGACCUGAAAUUAUAAUACUGAAAGAGAAGAAAUUUUAAUUAAGGAAAUUAGUACAUUUUAAAUCUGAGUUAAUUCUGUUUACACCCCUUCUAAAUUGAAUUUUUCUUUUACAUUUUUAUUAUACAGAUUUUUAAUUUAGUUGGGUUUCUUAACAACUAGAUGUUCUAUCUUUCUGAUUCUAUCAACAAAGAACAUUUUAAAAAUUAUGGAAUUUAUAAUGUGUGGUGUUGUAUGGCUUUGUUCAGUAGACGUCAAAACAGCAUUGGUCCUGUGCAGUCAUUCUUUGCUUCUAAUCUAGAAUAUACACAGGUAAAAGGUCUACAUAAUUUUUAUGGAAUGUAUUCAAAUGGCAUUUUGUGUUCCAAAAAGCACUCUUUUUUUAAAAAAAAUCAGCUUUUUAGGCUGGAUUCUGGAAUAGCAAAAGAGGAAGCAAUCUCCAGGCAAAAUUUUAAAGCAAAAUUGUUUUUCACACACACAUGCACAAGUGAAGGGAUAGUAAGUAAUUUUCAAAAGGUGUGUAGUGUGUUUCUGUAAUGAGGAAUGGCUAAGAGUGCUCUGAGCUGUCUCCAUUUUCUUCAGAGAAGUGGUAUGUGUUUGAAAUAAGCUGUCAAAGUGAUUACUGGCUACUAGUAAAGUGAGAGGUAUGUGAAUAUAAGUGAAUAUUAUGUAGAGAUAUUAUAGAACUUCAUAUAAUUAUCAAGUAUACAAUUUAGCUUGGAUAGAGAAAUAAGGAAUAUUGAAGCUGUAAGAGAUGAAUUUAAAGAAGGAUUUUUCUCUAUACGGCUCUCUUUGUAGAUGUUUGAACUAAUAACUUGCAGACCAAUAUAUGGCUUUUAUUUGAUUUACUGAAAUAGGUCUCCUAACAAAACUUUCAAAAUUGUAGUGGAAUUUCUUUUUAUAAGGGAAGUUUACCAUGGCAUUGUUUUUAGGCAGUGAUUUGGUAAACUGAAGGCAUGUAUAUUUUCAUGUAAUUGGUAAAAUAGGCUAAAUCAUUUUCAGUAAUUAAAUUAUGAAUUUAAGAGUCUAUUGUAGUAGGACUCUUGAUUUUAUGACCAAAAAAAAAAAAAAACAACUCCAAAAACCCCAUAUUGGAAUUCAGACAUUUUGUUGGGUACCUUAAUCUUCAGUAAUUGUCAUUAUAUAUAUGAUUAUUAUAUUUCCUACAAGGACUCUACAGUUGUAUGUAUUAAGUGUGUAUAUAUGUUCAUAUGAACAUGCAAGAUAUGGGCAAUAGAAAUUAAGUAACCCAAAAGAGGAUUCCGUUAUUCAUUAAAGUAUCCUUCUUUUGAAAUCUGGAUUUAAAGAAGUAUAGUGCAGUAACUUUAAAUGUAGAUAGUGCAGACAUUCUUAGCACCUCAAUCUAGUAUGCCUAAUUAAAAUUUGUAUAAAUGUAAAUUAGUGUAAGAGGAUAAAAUAAUAUCUAAUCAAGUUAUUUUUCAAAAAUUACAGUAAGGUUUUGGUCUAAACCUAAACUUUGUUCAUUUUGUAUAUAUUCUGUGUUAAUGCUAAUUGCACCAUUGUGAUGUGUAUUUAUAUACAGUGUGCAGAAAAUGUGAAUUUUGAUUACAAUUGUAGAUUAUGUAUGAUGGCAUUGCUUAAGAAUGUUUUGCUUGUAAAAAUUUGAAGGUGCAAUCAAAUGUUACUAGUUUUUGAUUUUCAAGAGGCUAUCUGAAGUAUUAAGCCCUUUUUCUUCCUAUGUAGUACUUACUAAACAACUUUUUGUAUUUAGGCAUUUGCAUCAAAUUGCUGAACCACAUUAAUAACCACGUUCAUUCAACCAUUUUAAAAGACUAUUUGGGGAAGGUUGGGUAUAUAACUUUUUAGCUCUAUUUACAUCCCAAGAUAGAAUGAUUAAAUUUAUAUUUACUAGAGCUAUUCAAAGAAUACGCUUUUCUAUAUUGUAAAAACAGGACAGGAA